UUUUCCGCUCGCAACCUCUCCUCCGUAAUUGUCGCCCCCAGUGCGCGCAGACUCGCUACCCUAUCAUCCUCAAGGGCUCUCAUUCGCGUCGAUGUGGGCCGCGCCAGGUUAGCUAGCACUGCAGCAAAGAUCCGCCCGCAGACUCUCCCAACAUUUUCAAUGGAAAACAAGGUUGCUCUUGUCACUGGUGCUGCAAGAGGACUGGGCAACGAGUUUUGCCGUGCCUUCGUAGAAUCCGGGUGCAACUCCCUCGCAAUCGUCGACCUGAAAGAAGAAGAGGCACAACGCGCCGCGGAAGAGCUCAAAGCCGAAUUCGAGGGGAAUGGUAUAGCAGAGAAAGGCUCGCUCAACAUUAUUGGCGUUGGGUGCGACGUAUCAUCAGAAGUAUCAGUGCAAAAGGCGUUCAAGGUCGCAACCGAUGAGUUUGGGCGCAUCGAUUCGGUAGUGGCAUCAGCUGGUAUCGUCGAGAAUUACUCCGCCUUCGAUUACCCCUUUGAUCGUAUCAAGCGGUUAUAUGAUAUCAAUGUACAUGGCGCCUUUUUUACUGCACGCGAAGCAGCACGUCGCAUGAUCCCAGAUGGAGGAGGUUCCAUUGUAUUGGUUGCCAGUAUGAGUGCUCAGGUUGUUAAUGUUCCUCAACCUCAAACGCCGUAUAAUGCAUCGAAAGCUGCGGUAAGACAUAUGGCUUCCAGCUUGGCCGUCGAAUGGGCGAAGAAGAACGUCCGCGUUAACACCCUCAGCCCCGGAUAUAUGCUCACAAAGCUGACAAGAACUAUCCUCGAACAUGAUCAGGAUUUGAAGCGCACCUGGGAAGCGCUGACACCCAUGGGCAGAAUGGGAGACCCUGAAGACUUGAAGGGCGCUGUUAUCUUCCUCGCGAGCGAUGCCUCCAAAUUCGUCACAGGCACCGAGGUCCGCGUCGACGGUGGCUACUGCAUCAUCUAAUCACAGACACGUCACCAUGUCCGAACGGAAUCUUUUUUAUUAAUCUAUCUUGCAAUACCCCUCACAUAGACACAUUAUUAUUGGACAUUGGUUUGGUACUCACUUUUUUCUUUCAUGGAUGACGUUACGCUUCUUGGUAGAAAUGCACAGCGCAUGUUUAUCCUGGUUCCUCUAUCUUCCAUUUCUUUAAAUGCUACAUGUAAAUUCUUUCGUAGUGUACAAUCGCCAAUAGUUCUUCUCUUCGCUUUCUUUUGACAUCCAACAACAUAAUCAAUAGACUAAUUUAUUCCAUUUCACCCCACAAGAACGCGAAAGUUCAGAAACUGAGCGUGUCGAGCCAUUCGCGAAGACGAGUACCAGUCUCUUCUUGACGUUCCUGCACGAUGAAAUGGCCAGUUGUGUCGUCGCCGAUUUGGUGGGCUGUUACUUUACCUGGUUGACCGAGAGCACUCCAGAUUCCGCCUACAUCGAAGCGACGUCCGAGGUAGUACGAAUAAAGGGUGAGAAGUGGACAUUGGAAGACUGGUGGAGUGUUUGUUGAGGAUCGGGUGAGCGGGUCGAGAGAGCUGGUCUUGUCAUCUGAUAUGUCGUGCGUUGCGCCUGCACGGUAGUCUUCACAAGCGGCCGCAAUUCUAUCAUAUCCUUGUUGUUCGGGGUCAAGAUACGGCUCAAUAGAAUCACGGAUCCAUUCGCUCUUCGGGUCUUUGUUCAUUCCUGAGCCGGCCCAGCCUGUGAUGGCGUAUUCGAAGUAGAAUUGUCUGUUGGAUGCGAUCAUCGUUUCUGGGAGGGGACGUGGUGCGGAGAGGAAUAUCCAAUGAUGAGACCUCUUCGUCUCGAAAUGUUGAUUAUUUUCCAAACGCAUUGCGUCCCAGACGUUUAUCGUCGGCACGAUAUCCAUGAGUACGGCACCCUUUACACGCUCGACACCGUAAUCGAGUGCUAGACGAUACGCAAGACGUGCACCGCGAUCAUGACCUAUGGCUAUGAUAGGUGUGUUCACGCCGAACAGUGCAUCGACAACGUGUAUGAUAUCUUUCGCCCAUUCGCGUUUGGAAUGUGCGCGAGAAUCGGGUGAGAUUGGUUUUGUACUGUUCCUGUAUCCAGGAAGGUCCGGAACAAGCACACUCCAUAUAUCCGGAAUUUCAUCGACAAAGUGUUUAUACAUAAGACUAUUUUGCGGGUAUCCAUGAAGUAGGACAAGCACAGGCAGCUUAUUGGAAUUUACACCCUCAGGGGGUCCCUUGUAGAAUGAGAACACUUGCGCCCCGGUUGGACAUUCCGUAUACGCGGUUUGGAGGCCCGGGAAUGCGUUGAACGUGCUUUCAGACAUGGUUGAGCCUUGACGCGAUAACCUGGAUGUAUGCGGGAAACCGAUUUUCGGAAUCUU
Molecule: messenger RNA, 2332 nt
Organism: Fomitiporia mediterranea MF3/22
Lineage: Eukaryota; Fungi; Basidiomycota; Agaricomycetes; Hymenochaetales; Hymenochaetaceae
Product: NAD-binding protein
Exons: 14
Coding region: 160-945 (261 amino acids)
Cellular component (GO): intracellular anatomical structure
Molecular function (GO): oxidoreductase activity, acting on NAD(P)H, oxygen as acceptor
Source: RefSeq, a predicted model, not a curated record